UGUAUGUAGUUUGCUCUCAUUCGCGACAGUUUUCACACAAGUCUCAACAGACUGAAAAAUAUUGUUAAAUUUGAAAAAUAAAAUUAUUGCGCUAAAAAAUACAUGAAUUUACAAUCAAAAGUGACUUCUAAAUCUCAAAAUUAAAAUGUGUGUUAAUCCUUAGUGACUUCAAAUGACAAGUGUUUCCACUGCCUUUGUAGUAGAAUGAUGAUUUCAAACAGAAUUUUAUUAUUUGUGGGAGUUCUUGCUCAACUGUCUGAAAAUAAUAUUGCUGAAAAGCUCGAGGAAAAAGAGUGGUGGAAAACGGCUCUGGUAUAUCAAAUAUGGCCACGAGCCUUUCAAGACAGCGAUGGUGACGGCGAAGGCGAUUUACAAGGCAUUAUCCAGCGCCUAGAUUAUAUAAAAGACAUAGGAGUGGAUGCAAUCUGGAUAAACCCUAUUUACAAAUCUCCUUUGGUGGAUUCGGGAUAUGAUAUCACAGAUCAUAAUAGCAUUCAUCCGCUAUUUGGAAAUGAUAACGAUAUAGAUGCAUUGAUAGAAGAAGCACAUGAAAGAGAUUUAAAAGUAAUUUUAGAUAUAGUACCAAACCAUUCCAGCAUUGAGCAUCUGUGGUUUAAUUUAUCUCGAGCAGAAGUGGAUCCAUAUGAUGAUUUUUAUAUCUGGGCUAAAGGAACUGUCAAUGAGUUCGGAGAAAAAGUCGAACCCAAUCAUUGGGUAAGUGUGUACGAAAAGGAAAGGAAUGGAUCAGCAUGGACUUUGGAUUUAAUCAGAGGAGAAUGGUAUUAUCAUAAAUUUCAUAAAUCGCAGCCAGAUCUUAAUCUUCGAAAUGAAGAAGUCAUAGAAAAGCUUUUGGAGACAUUGGACUUCUGGUUAGAAAAAGGAGUAGACGGUUUCUGCUUCUCAGCUGUAUCUUAUUAUUAUGAGGAUAAAGAUUUAUUAGACGAAUUUAAUUUUGAAGAAGACGAUGAUGGACAUGAACAAGAAAGUGAAACCGAAAACGAAAAUGAAAAUAAAAAUAAGAAUGAAACAAAUACUACGUAUGAAAAUAUAGAACUCUUGUAUAAAUUUCGAGAACACGUGGAUAAUUGGGUGGAAGAAAAUAAUUCAACGUCUAAAUUAUUAAUAGCUGCCUCUGAUGAUCCCGAUGAGAUUCUAAUAUCUUACUACGGUAAUGAAUCACAUGCUGGUAUCUUGCCUUUUAAUUUUCGCUUCAUUACAACUAUCAACAGUAGCAGUAACGCCCAAGAUAUUAAAAACACGAUUGACGAAUGGGUGUCCCUUCUUCCGGAAAACGCAACUACUAAUUGGGUGCUCACCAAUCACGAUAGCUCGAGAACACCAACCAGAUUGAGUUUAGGUGAAAUGGACGUGUUUCAAAUUCUAACUUUAUUAUUGCCUGGCCAAGCAUUCACGUAUUAUGGGGAAGAAAUAUCAAUGAUAGAUUCUCAAAUUCCUUGCAAUGAAACCAUCGAUCCAAUGGGAUGUAAAAAUUCGGAGGACAAAUUCGCAUAUAUUUCGAGGGAUCCUGCAAGAACACCAAUGCAGUGGAAUUCUAGUACAUCUGCUGGAUUUUCUACUAAUGAAGAGACAUUUUUGCCUGUAAAUCCUUCUUUCGAGGACAACAACGUCGAAAGCCAAUUGGCAGAUCCAUAUAGUAACAUUAAUAUUUAUAAAAAAGUUGCUUCUCUUAGAAAAGGAAAUCCAGUUUUUAGCCAUGGUGGUUAUGAAUUAAAAAAUCUUAACGAAAAUAGAGUCCUGGUUCUCAAGAGAUUUUUGGAGGAUUACCCAACUUAUAUAGUAGUUAUCAAUUUGGAUGCAUCAAAUGAUACUCUUGAUUUAACGUCAUUGUAUCCUGAGUUAGAAGAUAACUUCCAAGUUGUGAUUUCUACUGAUUAUGAUAUUAACACAACUGAGAUCGAAGGUUCCUUCAGCAUAUCAGGAAACGAAGCAGUUGUUUUGAAAGGUAGAGGAAUUGCAAAUGAUUCUACAACGAUAUUCGAUGAGGACGAAGAUAGUUUAUCCUUCACAACUGUACCGGACGAAGAAUCAGUGACUAAUGAAGAAGAAAAUUCUAGUAAAGAAAACUAUGAAAACCCAAUUCCUGCUGUAGAAGAAGAAACAAUUACCUCAGCUGUCUCAGCAGUACAUAUUUUACAAAAAGAUUUAAUUGUUAUGUAUUUUGCACUAUUCUUUAUAACAUAGAAUUUAUUGUUAUAAUAAAAUGUGAGUAUGAAAUCUA
This is a messenger RNA of Belonocnema kinseyi, 2239 nucleotides long. Its product is annotated as maltase A3-like. Gene Ontology annotation, biological process: carbohydrate metabolic process. Bases 205 to 2202 code for a protein of 665 amino acids. The transcript has 11 exons. NCBI's taxonomy places the organism in Eukaryota, Metazoa, Arthropoda, Insecta, Hymenoptera, Cynipidae. The record is from RefSeq and is a predicted model, not a curated record.